ACAUUCGAGAGGGCAGGAGCGGAGGAAGGGUGCCUGCCACCUCCUCCCGUAACAGAGAGCCGCGGAUGCGUCAGGAGGGAGGUUUGGGAAGUGGGAGACGACGGACAUCUUGUACCUGGGCUGGUUCUGGUGCUGCAGUGCACUUACAGUCAGUCAUUCGGAGGAAUCAGCUGCCACGUGCAACGGAGAUACAAGAUGAUAUCCCAGUUCUUCAUUUUGUCCAUGAGGGGGGACAUCAUCGUCUUCCGAGAUUACAGGGGAGAUGUCCCCAAAGGAAGCCCUGAAGUGUUUUUUCGUAAAGUGAAAUUCUGGAAGGGUGAUUUGGGAGAAGCACCUCCUGUUUUUAAUGUGGAUGAAGUUAACUACCUCCAUGUGCGGUCUUCUGGGUUGCUGUUUGUGGCAACGACGAAAGUGAAUGUUUCCCCGGCCUGGGUGCUCGAGCUUUUGCAACGGAUUGCUCGGAUCAUAAAAGACUAUUGUGGUGUUUUGAGUGAAGAUUCCCUUCGCAAGAACUUCAUCCUCGUCUACGAGCUGCUUGAUGAAAUCAUUGAUGCAGGUUAUGUUCAGACAACGUCAACGGAGGCGUUGAAGUCAUUCGUGUUCAACGAGCCAGUGGUUGUCGAUGCAGCGCGUUUGCCCACGCUUGGUGCAGCAGGGCUCUUCAUUCAAUCAUCAGCAAGACGGAUGCCAGGAACGGCUGUCACAAAACCAGUCGUCACACAUGAGCCCGGUGGGAAGAAGAGGGAGGAAGUUUUUGUGGACAUCAUUGAGAGGAUAAGCGUGACUUUCAGCUCCAGUGGCUAUCUUUUGACAUCAGAGAUUGAUGGAACCAUCCAAAUGAAGAGUUACCUCACAAACAAUCCAGAAAUACGGCUUGCUCUGAAUGAAGAUCUCACGAUUGGACGGCCAGGGGAGCACCCAGCAUUUGGGAGCGGCUGUGUCAGUUUGUCAUGGCACUUGGAGGCCAACGAUAGGGCCGCCGCGGCGGCCAAGGAACGUAACCAGAUCGAGCAAGUGGAAGAGGCCAAGCGACAGGAGGAGGAACAGGACCGACUUCGUCAAGAGGAGGCAGACCUGCAGGCUGCAGCUGAACACCGGUCACGCCAGCGGGAACGACUGUUCACGCGGGAGAUCGUGAUCGGCGACGAGACCGCACAUUGGGUGGAAAUGGCAUCUGCAGACGGGGCCCCGGAGACUGACAAAGGGCUGUCGGCCGUGGCGCAGAUCUCCCAUGACCUCGUGGCCACCUGCGCUCUGCAGCAGGAGGAAAUCCUUCACCUGCAGCAGACAGUGGACCAGAUGGUUACACGACUGCAGGCGUUGGAGAAACAGCCAGCUGCUGUAGCAGCCGCAGGGCCUUCCAACCUUGCCACCCGCGUUCAAGUUUUGGAGGAUGACGUCAGCAACAUCAAGCGUGUGCAUCAGGACUUCCGGACGUCGCAGCAAGCAACGAACUUGCAGUUGGAGACGCAGGUCCAGGCUGCUGCUACCGUGACGCCCGCGGCCGCAUCCUCCCGACGCCCACCCAAACUGGAUGACAUUCCAGUUGUCUGCGAUCAGUUCAAGACGGAACCGAUCCCGUGGUGGCGCCAGUUUACUCCCAGGCUCGACAUGCACCAUGUCCCGAACAACGAUCGACAUCCGUGCUUGUACCACCGAUCUGGUGGUGCAUGUCAAGCAUGGGUGGACAACAUAUUGACCAGCCACGGCGUAGCAGUGUCGGAACUGCACACCAAGCUCACUUGGCAGGAGUUGACUGACGCCUGGCACAAGCGAUUCCAAGUGGAGCCGCCUGACUUGCAAGCGAUGGAGAAGCUCAACAAGCUCCAUCAGAACACGCUGCUCAGUCAGGACGGGAUUACCGAGUUCCAAAGACUCGCCUCCACACCCGACCUGCCGCUUGCAUUCCGCGGCGUCAAGCACUUGUUUAUCAUGCGCUCGUGUCCAGCUCUGCAAAACACGUUGACGCAGAUUGCAGAGACACUCGACACGUCGGACAAGCUUUUUAGCACAGCGUCACGGAUCAUUCUCACGAAUGUAGAAGCCCGCAACGCGGCCAUGACCACCGAGUUUCGCGCUAUGUUGGACCGAUUUGUCUUGGUCUACUUAGACGACAUCCUCGUCUAUAGCCGAACUCUCGAGGAGCAUCUCGAGCACCUUCGUCGUGUUCUAGAGACUCUUCGGUCAGCCCGGUACAAAGCGAACCGCGACAAAUGCGAGUUUGUCUGGCAAGAGUUUGAAUACUUGGGCCAUUUGGUAUCCCCGGAAGGCAUUCGUCCGUUGGCGGACAAGAUUCAAGCCAUCCAGGAGUGGCCCGAGCUGAAGAAUGUGACGGACCUCCGAUCCGUCCUCGGCUUGGCCGGAUAUUACCAGCGCUUCAUCAAGGGUUACUCGAAGAUCGCGGCCAACCUAAGCAAGUUACAAAGUGAGGAGCGGCCUUUUGACUUCGACGACGAUGCGCGCCAUUCUUUUGAAACACUCAAAGCGACACUUUUGUCCGCCGAGGUGUUACAUAUUUACGACCCGCUUCUAGCUAUGCGCGUCACUACCGAUGCGUCGGGCUAUGGCAUUGGGGCCGUCCUUGAGCAGCACGAUGGCACAGACUGGCACCCGGUCGAGUACUUUAGCAAGAAAGUGCCUCCCGUGCAUUCGAUCGACGACGCACGAAAGAAGGAGCUUCUUGCCUUCGUCCACGCCCUCAAGCGUUGGCGGCAUUUCCUCCUUGGUCGGCAAGCAUUCCGAUGGGUAACGGAUAACAAUCCGUUGGUAUUCUACAAGUCACAAGACACGAUUAAUAGUACCAUUGCCCGAUGGAUGGCUUUCAUCGACCAGUUGGACUUUUUCCCCAAUCACAUUCUCGGGAAGUCAAACUGUUUUGCGGACGCCCUCUCACGGCGACCGGAUCUUUGCACCGCAGUCUACUCUACCUUCGAGAUGGACGACGACUUGCGGGAGAGUUUCAUCCGCGGCUAUCAAGCCGACCCCCACUUUCGCGUCAAGUACGCGAAUUGCUCCUCUCCGAAUCCGGUGCCUUCGCAUUAUCGGAUCCAAGAGGGCUACUUGCUUGUGCAUUCACGGGGUAAGGAUCUUCUUUGUGUGCCGAGUGAUUCACACUUCUGCACACGGCUUCUUGGCGAGUUUCACGAUGUGCCCGCCUCCGGACAUUUUGGUGUCAACCGUACACUUGGCCGACUUCGCCAGCGUUUCUAUUGGCCCGACCUUCUCAAGGAUGCCACCCGCUAUUGUGAGUCAUGCGAAGUCUGUCGGCGUUGCAAGUCACGAAACCAUCGUCCGUUCUGCGAGCUACACCCACUACCAGUGCCCCUUGGGCAACGGGAAGCGAUUGCUAUGGAUAUCAUCGGCCCCUUCCCGAAGCACAAGACCAGCAUUGAUGGGAUCCUCACGGUCGUCGACCGCCUCACCAAGUACGCCAUGUUUUUGCCUUGCCGCUAUCACGCAAAGGCACCAGAGUUAGCCGAGGUCUUAUACACCAGUUGGAUUCGCUCUAAGGGCUACCCCAAGGAGAUCGUUUGCGACCGGGACACUCGCUUUCUCUCCGACUUUUGGGUCGCCCUCGUCAAACGAUGGGGCUCAUCUUUGAAGCCGAGUUCGGCUCGCCACCCGCAAACCGAUGGUCAAACGGAAAGGGCGCAUCAGACCGCUCAAGUCCUUCUACGCACUCUCAUCCGUCCCGACCAGGUUGAUUGGGUUGAGCGCUUGCCAGACGUCGAGUUGGCUUACAACUCAUUGAUCCAUCCGGCUAUCGGGAUGUCGCCGUUCGAGUUUGACCAUGGUUCACCCAUCUCAUCGCCGCUGGACGCCAUUUUGCCACGCACAGCCGAGAGCGACGACCAUUUUGCGUUCCUUCGUCGCAUGCAAGAGCUUCUUGUCAAGGCACGGGAUCAGAUGUCAAAGACGCAAAUACGGAUGAGCCGUCAAGCCAACCGCAAUCGUCUCCCUUGCCCGUUUCGCACCGGCGAUCUGGUUUGGGUCUCCGCCGCGGAGUUCAGCCUUGAGCAAGACAUCUCUCGCAAGCUCCUUCCCAAGUGGAUGGGGCCUUGGCGCAUUCUCUCUGCAGUUGGUGAUGAUCCCGAGGGGCCUUCAUUCCGCAUCGCGGUGCCACCUCACUUGCCCGUGCACACGGUGUUCCACUGUUCCAAACUCGCUCCUUUUGYUUCRGCRGARUCCGACGAGUUUCCCRGUCGACGUACGCAAGACCCUCCUUCCAUGGACGGAUUUCAGGAGGCCGGCUACAUCAUCACCGACCGGCGCCAUGGCAACAAGGAAACGGAGUUUCUACUUCACUUUUCCUACUGCAGCCACAAGGCUGACCGUUGGCUGACGCGUUCGGAACUGCAGGCCACAGCUCCCGCCGCUCUCUCACGUUAUCUUAGCAAAGGGAAGACUACACCGAGCACUCCAGCUGCGCGCCAUACUCGCUACAUUCCACCAUCGGAUCGGCGGCUUCGCCCUCGCCCCGGCUCAUCUUCAUAAGGAGGGGGGCAUGUUACAUGCUGAGAGCCUACACCCGGGCCCCUCACGGGGCCCGAGGUUGGAAUAGGACCCCCAG
Messenger RNA from Chara braunii, 4570 nucleotides. The record is from the annotation of a GenBank genome assembly. Lineage: Eukaryota; Viridiplantae; Streptophyta; Charophyceae; Charales; Characeae.